Purpureocillium takamizusanense is the source of this 3533-nucleotide messenger RNA. RefSeq lists its product as uncharacterized. The record is from RefSeq and is a predicted model, not a curated record. Bases 277 to 1905 code for a protein of 542 amino acids. Lineage: Eukaryota; Fungi; Ascomycota; Sordariomycetes; Hypocreales; Ophiocordycipitaceae. The transcript has 5 exons.
GCCCGGCUUCCUCGUCGCUGCGAAUUUACUGCCCAAAGCAAAGAGGCAGCUCAUUGUCACGUCGCUUUGAUAUUGUACGACAACAUUUGAGUCGACGCUGUCUACCGAACACUCGUUCGUUAUCAGUCUACUGUUUCAGUAGACGCCUGCCGAAAGUGACGAUUGUUACUGUCUUCUCUUCAAAUACCCGAGAUCAUCGACGAUCUCGAGUCUCAAGACGCGGUCUACAGCAAGUCCAUCCUGACUAGUCUGAAUUCGCGUGCUCUCGAACUCGCGAUGGCCGACACCUCUACCAAUAGUGGAGGUGGUUCUGCCUCUAGAGCGACCGACGCUUAUAUGUCUUUGGACGCUCCUCACGUCGUGCUCGACGCCGCCGGUGUCCCAAAGACUUACGCCUGCAACCAGCCUCUUGGAACCCAGGCGGCGUUCGCCGCGUUCUACCCAAAUGGGCUCCCGGUGACGUACAACAUGGUUCACGGACGAGACUCUGGCGGUGUGCCGAAUCAAUACAUUGAGAACCACCUGCCUGUGCGCUUCUACACGCACCCGCCAGCCACAGCUCAAGGCAAGUUUUCGACCAUGUAUGGCCAACAGGCCUUUCGCAAGACGGGCGACCUCCUCCCGGAGCGCCGCGUACAUCUCUGGAACCGCGACGAGAUACAGUCCGUUUGCAAUUCGCUCCGUGUCAUCUUUUGGGCGGACAUGAAGCGCCUGACGCGCCCGUACCGGUGGGACGACCUCUGGGAGUUUUUUGAUGCCCAUGACCUCUACCACUAUGGUGCGCUCAACCUCUGGAACGUCAUCAACACUUUGUAUGACGAGAAUAAGCUCAUCGGCAAUGAGUGGAAUGGUGAGGCCAUGAUGGAGAUUGGCCGCUUUGCCGAUCAAUGGCUCAAGAAAGAGGAGAACCGCAACAAGCUUGCCGAGUGGAACAGUCUCAAGGGUGGCAUCGUUUGCGUUCUUGCUUCCGAAGACUGGCAGGAGAUUGGCGACAUUCAAGACGACGAAAUGGGUCUAUUGAAGUGCGCUCUUCACUACCGUCGCGACCUACUCCUCUCCGGUGGUCUCAAGCAGUAUAUUGUGCCACCCCAGGACCUUGUGAGUGCCGUGAACAGCGGUGCCGUUGUCAACUGGCUCGCAGACACACAGGUCUUGGGAGAGAAUGGAUUGCCCUCGCCUCCAGUUGCAGAAGCUCACCAGUCGACAAUGAACCCGAUAGUGCCCUGCUUUGUUCAAGACGGUAACCACUAUUACCACCCACUGGGCCAGAAUGCCCCGGUGGCCGAGCCACCCAAAGUGAGUGCGGUGGAGGCCCUCCGUGAGUCCUCCGAAUUGGAGGUUCCCAGGAAGACGAAGAAGAUGCCACCUACCGGUGUCGUGACAGAGAGCGGUGUGGUCAUUGCAAUGGGAAGCAGCAAACUCCCACCCCGAUGGGACGAGAGAGUUGCAGAAACGGUAGCAAGAUUUGUUGCCACCGAAGCAGCCCAGAGCGCGGAUGAGACGACUACAUCUCAGGCGACGACGCAAGAGUGCCAGGCUGCGACCGACGCUCUGCCGGUUUGCCAUACCCUUGGUGAUGACAACAGCAUUGCUCCUGUACUCAAGACGCCACGAGCGUCCGCAAGCUCACCAGAUCUCAAAGACGCCAGCUUAUGGUCAACGGACAAGAAGAAAGAAGCCGUUGGCGCCCAUGACGAAGUGCAAAAUCCCGAAGAGAUGGCUGUUCAUCAUGGACAGGUGACCCACGACCAGGCAAGUGCAGAUGAGAAUGCGGUUACCAGGCCCGUGGUCAUCACCGAAACAGCCAGUACUUCGACCGCCACUGAGCAUGGGAAGACUGACUCUCCUACCGUUGUACAGCCUCAGUCAUCUGUGGUGCCUGUCGCGGAGAUGCAGCCGGACUAGCAAUCUGGCGCAUCUGAGCAGCAGCAAGAUUCUCAGCAAAACAUGGCUGGGAACAUCCACGGUGCUAUGAAUACUGAGCAGAUGAUGAUCUAUGAGAGUGGCCAGGCAGUGGUGAGUGGCCUUCCGCCAAGCUAUGCGCGGUCGACCGAGCGUCUGCGUUCUCAGCAGAGUGGCCGGCGACGACUUUCUCACCUCGCACCUCAGAUGUUUCGCCAAGGGGACACGAUGGUCGGUAAGGAGGAGUCGCCAGACUCAUCGAGGCAGACUUCUGCCAGGAACACGAACCCGGUCCCGGCGAUCAAUGUAGGACCAGGAGCCACGGCGGCCAGGUUCCACGGCUCUCAGUCGUCUGCGCGAGGUGAGCACGUUGGAGCACUUCAGCGCAACUAUACGGCCCCGGAGUAUCAGCGAGGAGCUCGAGGAGCCUCAAACAAUGGAAGCUACGGCAGACGGGGCCAUGUCCACUCCAGGAACUCGUCCAUGAAUCAGUCGGCACAGUUGAUGUCCCCGCCCCGUAUUGGCGGCUCGUGGGCUGGCGGCCGCGGCAGGGGACGACACCGCGGGGGCUACUCGGGCCAUCGAGGCUCUUCUUCCAACUACAUGCCUCCAUACGGCGGAAAUCCGUACGAGUACAGUGGCUUCGAGGGCCGCGCGCAGGCGCAGCUGCAGUCUGGUCCGCAGAACGAAGCCCAUGCGCAGGCGGGAUGCCGGAACGAGAACGCCGGUGGCGGAAGGUUCAGCUACAAGCCUUGCAGCUGCUAUAAGUGCAACGUCAACAACCGGAGCGUCAUGGUACGCGUCGAUGAGAGGCCCGAUACUCCCAUCAUGGAAGUCCAGUCCAGGAUCAAAUACGGCCUGGGGGAGCGCUUUGGCGAGGUCGACGCCGUGUUUCCGACUGAGCUCCAAGACGGCAUUGGCUUCCUUGUCCGGUUCCGCUACGAGUCGUCAGUUCCCGAUGCCCUGGCCUUUGGCUCCGGCGAGAUCCACCACUGGAACAUGUCUGUGGCCAUCAGCGCCGCCAUGAAGUCCAAAUGGGUCAACACGACGUGGCCUCAGGCGGUGCAGAACACCGGCUAUCAGCCCAUGCAGGCGCAAUAUCAGCCGGCGAUGCCGAUGCCAAAUCAUCCUCCGAUGCCGUUCGGUUAUCAGAACAUGGUCCCCUCUCACGCCCCGUAUCCCACGAUGCCCGAUUUCGGUAGGACGCAGCCUCAGCCUCCCUUCGUGCCCAUCUAUGAGCACGCUGGCAUGUUUCCGCUCCCCGCUUACCCUGUCUAUCCAGUUCCGCUUCAGGCUCCCGUCGUGGCCGAUCCUUUCGCGAGCGGUCCGCAGCAUGCCCCUGCUGUUGCCGUCACGAGCUACGACACACAGCUUCACCAUGCGAACAAGGCUACCGAGCAUCGCCCGAACCUCGCGCAGUCCGCUUUUGAGCAUCAGGUGCCUUAUGCCCUGACUUCGACCAAGCAACAUCAGGGUGUCUCGGAAACGGCCACGGCUCAAUCCAAGCCGCCCUGCGAGGAAGCCUUGGAUGACCUUAACCGCCAGGGCAAUCCGUCCGUGACGACCCCCGAGUCUGCAGGGGCCACUGCAUCUCCCAGCAAGGCUCGGGUGGUGCUGCCGGCACCUACAAC